Molecule: messenger RNA, 4295 nt
Organism: Phyllostomus discolor (pale spear-nosed bat)
Lineage: Eukaryota; Metazoa; Chordata; Mammalia; Chiroptera; Phyllostomidae
Gene: PRF1
Product: perforin 1
Exons: 3
Coding region: 120-1787 (555 amino acids)
Biological process (GO): leukocyte mediated cytotoxicity
Molecular function (GO): pore-forming activity; calcium ion binding
Source: RefSeq, a predicted model, not a curated record
UGGCCUGGUGAUGAGCAGUGCGGUGAGCCUGCCUGGGGGGCUGACUCCGCCACUUCGGGAGCCUCCGGUGCAGCGAGGCAGUGUCUGUGUGGGGCGGCUGGACACGGGACCCCAGCUCCAUGGCCACCCGUGUGUUCCUCUUGGGCAUCCUGCUCCUGCUGCUGCCCACGCCUGUCCCCGCCCCCUGCCAUACUGCCGCACGAUCUGAGUGCCGGCGGCGUAAUCUCAAGUUCGUGCCUGGCUCAUGGCUGGCGGGGGAGGGCGUGGAUGUGACCAGCCUCCGCCGCUCAGGCUCCUUCCUGGUGGACACACGGCACUUCCUACGGCCCGACGGCACCUGCACCCUCUGCCGCAACAGCCUACAGAACACCCUCCAGCGCCUGCCCCUGGCACUCACUGACUGGCGCGCCUACAGCUCGGUCUGCCGGCGCCAUGUGGCCAAGGCCCAGACCAGCUCCAUAGAGGAUGUGGCCAAGGAUGCAGCUGCCAGCAUCAAAAAUGACUGGCGGGUAGGACUGGAAGUGAAUCCCAAGCCCAGCUCCAGUGCUCGUGUAUCAGUGGCCGGCUCACAUUCCAAGGAGGCCAAUUUUGCGGCCCAGAAAAGCCAACAGGACAAGUACAGCUUCAGCAUCGACUCAGUGGAGUGUCGCCUCUACAGUUCUCACCUGGUACACUCUCCACCACUCCACCCUGAUUUCAAGAAGGCCCUCAGGGACCUGCCCCCCCACUUCAAUGCCUCCACCCAGCCCGACUACUUCAGACUCAUCUCCAACUAUGGCACCCACUUCAUCCGCUCUAUGGAGCUGGGGGGCAGGAUCUCUGCCAUCACCGCCCUGCACACCUGCGAGCUGACCCUGAACGGGCUCACGGCCGAUGGGGUGGGGGACUGCCUGUCCGUUGAGGCCGAGGUCAGCAUAGGCGGCCGUGCCAGCUCCUCGGCGGAAUUCAAGGCCUGUGAAGAGAAGAAGAAGCAGAGCAAGAUGACAACCUCCUUCCACCAGGCCUACCGGGAGCGCGAGUUGGAGGUUGUAGGCGGCCACCACACCUCCGUGCCUGACAUGCUGUUCGGGAACCACGCUGGGCCUGAGCAAUUCGCAACCUGGGUGACCUCACUGCAGGACAACCCUGGCCUGGUGGACUAUACCCUGGAGCCCCUGCACGUGCUGGUGGGGAAACAGGACCCCCGGCGGGAGGCACUGCAGCAGGCCGUCAGCCAGUACGUGACACACAGGGCCCGCUGGCGGAACUGCAGCCGGCCCUGCCCCCCGGGGCAGCAGAAGAGCCAAAACGACCCCUGCCAGUGUGUGUGCCACGGCUCGGCCGUCACCAGUGAGGGCUGCUGUCCCCGGCACAGGGGCCUGGCCCAGCUAGUGGUUAGGGACUUCCAGGCAACAGGUCUGUGGGGAGACAUAUUUACUGCCACGGAUGCCUAUGUGAAGGUUUUCUUUGGAGGCCAGGAGCUGAGGACGGGCACAGAGUGGAACAAUAACAACCCCCAGUGGAAGACACGGCUGGACUUUGGGGACGUGCUCUUGUCCACAGGGGGGCCCCUAAGGGUGCAGGUCUGGGAUGCAGACUAUGGCUGGGACGAUGAUCUUCUCGGCACCUGCGACCGGGCACCACAGUCUGGCUCUCAGAAGGUGGAGUGUAACCUGAAUCAUGGCAGGCUGAAAUUCUUCUACGAUGCCAAAUGCCUGCCUCACCUGACAGGGGGAACCUGCCUGGAUUACGCUCCCCAACCGCUUCUGGGGGAGCCUCCUGGAAACCGGAGUGGAGCAGUAUGGUAACAACCGGGGGCCUUGAGGGGACCUGUGUGCCUGGCCUGAAGGGAUCCUCACCCAGGGAGCCGGGGCCAUUCUAUCUUCCUGCCCCCACUAGACAGAUGGAACACGGAGGCCUUUUUUCUUCAGUGAGGCGGCUGAAUUUACAGGCCAGCCCUGGGUCUCCCUGUCCAAACAGCCUUGGCUUUCCAAUGUCCCCGAGCCCGGGAAAGGAGCUGGGGCUGCAGUCUUGGCCACACGGGCUUCGGUCAGGCGCUGCGCAGAAGGCCAGGAGGCCGUCCCCUCCAGGCUGUUUGGUGUCACUGAAGAGCUUCCCUCGCAGCUUUUUAUAACACGGCGAGCUGCUCGUCGUGGUAGGUCUAACCCCUCUGUCCCCAGCGGGCCUAUUCGCCGUCCUCUUGCCCGCCUCCUUUGCCUCUCUGGUGACCUAAGGGCUAUCGUGACCUGUCUCAUUGUGCAUGCAACCUGCCAGAGGACUAAUAAACGUGACGUGAUGACAACUAUGAUGGUGGUAGUUGUGGCAGAGGAUGGCGUGGGGACCAAACACAGCCCUGGAGAUCAACUUCUGCUCUAGCAACCCCAUACAGCGGGACAGGGGUACCCCCAGCGGCACUUUUGUUGAAAAUGUGGGGACCCAAAAUAUCUUACUUUCCCCAUAGCUCUCCUAUUUGAGAAACAGCAGCAUAGACUUAGUGAUAAGUGGCAACAGACGUUCGGCUGCCCGCUGGGAGACAACGGAGGGGGACGGGGGUGAGGACUAUGGGGAACUGCAGGGCACAUGUCUCAUCCAGGGGGCUGUCUUCUGCAGGCCAUGACGGAUCUGGGGCAGUCAGUUUGGAAACUCUGACUUGCACAGAGCCUGUCUGACGGGCUGAACAAAGAAGGUGGUGUCGGGGGUUUUCCUGGCCUUGGUGUGCAGUAAACACCGGAGCCUUGGGGUCUGUCAUCAAACGAAACAGUCUUCAUCUCCUGUGCCUGGGACACAGGCCUCAGGACAGGGUGCUGGGGUUCCAAGCAGUCUCCUAGACAUGCUGGGUUUGGGCCGUGCGGGGCUGGGGUCAGAGGGGUUCAGGGCGGCAGCACAGCCCUGACAACUCUCUUGGAAACUCCCUAUAAAUUGAGCCCCUUGAGGUUUAUGUGGACCCCUUGGGUCCAAAGUCCCAAAGUGACACUGGCCCUGAGCCCUGCAGUGGGGCAGGAGGGACUGGCGAGCUCUGAAAGCCAGCUUAAAACUACCACUCUUAACGUGUUUCUGUUCAGAGCCACCCCCCCAUCCCCCCCCCCCACAUACACACACAAGGGCAGAAGAGAAAUCAUGAAAAUUCACGCCGGCCGAGGCACUAACUGGAAAUAAACAUGGGUGGGAACUAUCACCACCCUCUCCCCUGCCACCUCAGGGCAGCGGCAGGCCCGGCUCAGGGAAGUGCCCACAGGGUCAGUGACCCCCACCAAGUCCCUCUGCUCCCUGAGCCUUGGUUUUCCCAAAAGGACAGUCUUUGUUUUACUCCCUUCUCAGGGUGCCAGGAGCUUUUCUAGAAGGUCAGUGCUAUGAAAGGGUCCUGAGAGGUCAUCUGCCUAACUGCUAUGGUUACACAGUUAGUGGCAGAGCCAGGUGCCCUCAAGUCCUGGGCUCCGCCCCAAGCUCGGCUUUGGAAAGGACCGGAGGACUCAGAGAGGCUGGCUCCUGGGGGAACCAGCGGGAAGUGACCAAGGAGAAGGAGGGGCCCGCUCCUGUUGAGGGGCCGCUUGGAGCCCUCAGCCCUAACUCAGAACUCAAUGCGACAUCUUUGUUUCCACCCCACGUGGACAUUGAGACACUUUGUCACACCUGAGGCCCCUCAUUUGUUGGGAAAUCCCCUGCUUUACCAGAUCUCUUCCAUUUGCCCCCGGGUCUUGUCUGCGCCCUGCUCCACGCUGCUCUGGCCCGGGGGCUGCCCUGCCUGACUCUGUCACUGCGCAAGAGAUGGGGGAGCAGAGGGGGAAGACGUCGGGCAUUUACUCCCCUCAGUGUCUCUCAGUGAGGUGGCCUUCGGGUGGUUGUGUCCCUCUUCCGCUCCGGGGGCCCCUGCUUGGCUCUCUCCUUCUCACUUGGGUUCCGGGCACCGCCCCUUCCCUCAUGCCUUCAGACCUCAGGGCGGGAACAGCUCUACAGCAAUGAAUCCCGAGCCCCUGCACUGUCCCUAAUGCCUCCCCACCACCCCUACACCUUUGUAGAUAGGCCCUCUAUAAACAGCCCCCCCAAGUUAUUAUCAUUUGAAUACCCCAUGGGCUUCUGCUACGGUCUGGAUGCACCCCCUCAGUGGUGUUACAGGCGGGGCCUUCGGGAGGAGAGUACACGGGAUUACUGCCCUUGCAAAAGAGGCCCCAGGGAGACCCCUUGCCCUUUGAGCCAUGUGAGGGUGCAGCGAGAAGGCACCAUCUAUGAACGGGGAGCAGCCCACUGAGUCUGCUGGCACGCCGGCCUUGGUCUUUCAGCCUCCAGAACUGUGAGAGAUAAAUGUCUGUUGUGGAAAA